Molecule: messenger RNA, 3986 nt
Organism: Gadus morhua (Atlantic cod)
Lineage: Eukaryota; Metazoa; Chordata; Actinopteri; Gadiformes; Gadidae
Gene: ncapg2
Product: non-SMC condensin II complex, subunit G2
Exons: 26
Coding region: 105-3629 (1174 amino acids)
Biological process (GO): mitotic sister chromatid segregation
Cellular component (GO): nucleus; condensin complex
Source: RefSeq, a predicted model, not a curated record
CAAAUUUGCGCGGGUUCUCGUGUUGUGUACAUGGACGUUAAUGAAGGUUGUGUGCGGCGUGCCUCUGAAUCACUCAUCAUAAAGACCUCUAAAGUGGGGCCAUCAUGUCCAAGAGGCAGGGGUUCCUGGACUCCGUCAGCACAGAGAAGGUGGAGGACUUCCUCCGCUUCAUCCACCUCCAUAAGGACAAGACAGAGCCCUUCGAUGUGGCGGAGGUUCUGCAGGAGCUCCCCCGGGACCAGAGGGAGGUUCUGGGGGGCCGGCUGCUGGCCCUGCUGCAGGGGGUCCUUCUGAACCGGCCCCCGGGGGAGUGGGGGGCGGAGCCUGGGGCGGAGCCUGGGGCGGAGCCUGGAGCAGAGGCCAUGGAGGUGGAGGGGCCGGUGGACCCGAAGCAGACUAUCGCCGUGGUGGAGGGUGUGACGCUGGUUGCUACGGUGACGCUUAACGUCCUCCAAGAUGGCGAACCCUACGACUCCCUGCUGGAGUGUUCCAGACAGCUUCACGACCUCCUGGGGGUCCUCCCUCCCUCCGCCGCCCCCCUGCAGCAGCAGGUGCUGCGCCUCUGUGAGCUGUGGUGGAAGAAGGGGCUUCUGGGAAAGGAGCCGUUCGGACGCACCGCCUUCCUGAUGGCCCUGCAGAGGAGCCUCUCUCUGAAGAAACCAGGAGCAGAGAUCCAGAGGCUGUGGGCCCUCCACGCGGUGCUCCUGGGUCUGGACUUCACCUCGGAGGACAACCAGCCCAUGGUGCAACAGCUGCUGGAGUGCUUCCUCAGGAUGAACUUCGUCCGCAGCGACGACGGGAAGCGUUUCCUGGUUCUCCUGUUCAGCUGGAACGUGGACUUCAUCUGGAUGAUCCACGGGACCAUCAAGAACCAGCUGGAGUUCUACAACAAGGCGAUGACCAAUCACAUCGCAGAGAUCUACUUCCGGGCGUGGAAGAAGGCCACGGGCGACUUCCUGGAGAAGAUGGAGAGCGUUUGCGUCCAGGACCUGAUGAAGAACGCCAUCCUGCUGCACAGGACCUCCCCCGUGCACGGGAACGUCCGCCAGAUCAUGAGUUACUUCCACAAGAGGAAGGGCUGCCAGCGCGUCGACCGCAUGCUGUUUGAGCUCUACAAACCCAUCCUCUGGAGGGCUCUCUCUGCUCCUAACCACGAGGUGCGGGCGAACGCCGCGCUGCUGUUCACCGAGGCCUUCGCCCUCCACGACCCGGCGCAGAGCAGCCAGGGGAUCGACGCCGCCAUCCAGAAACAGCUGGACACGCUCAUGGGCCUGCUGGACGACCCCCACCCCCUGGUGCGCUCCACCGCCACUCUGGGGGUCUGCCACAUCCUGGCCUCCUGCUGGGAGUUGCUGCCCCCCACCGUCAUCACGGACUUCCUGAAGAAGCUGGUGCUGGAGCUGGCGGCCGACAGCAGCUCUGCCGACGUCCGCUGCUCGGUGUUCAAGUGUCUUAGCUUGGUGCUGGACAACGCCCUCAGCCACCCUCUGCUGGAGAAGCUCCUCCCAGCCUUGAAGAACAGCCUCCAUGACACCUCGGAGAAGGUCCGCUCCAGCUUCCUCGACAUGCUGCUCAAGGUCAAGGCUGUCCGCGCCGCUAAGUUCUGGUCCGUGUGCAACAUGGACCACCUGCUGGCCCGCCUGGCGCUGGACUCCCAGCCGGUCUCCAAGCGCAUCGUGAACCUGCUCUUCAAGUCCUUCUUCCCGGUCAACGGGUCUGAGACGGAGGUGUGCUGCCGCUGCAUCACCCUGAUCCAGAUGAACCCCCGCGCCGCCCGCAAGUUCUACCAGUACGCCUACCUCUACACGGCGCCCACGAAUCUAGUGAAGCUGAUGCAUUCGAUCCGUCGUGUGCUGAACACCUGCAUCCCGAGCCAGGCGGACGUCAACCAGGCGGACGUCACCCAGGCGGACGUCAGCCAGGGAGAGCUCAGCCAGCUCAGCGACGGCAACAAGGAGAACGACAGGGUGCAGACCCUGCUGUCGGCCCAGGACCCCGGCCUGGUGGCCAGCCUGCUGGAGGUACUGGUGGUUCUCUGGAGGAGCGUGCAGAAGGCGCUGGACCACAACAAGGAGGCCCAGCACUACACCGUGGCCAAGUUCGGCGCCGUCAUGUCCAAGUACUUCAACACCUUCGAGGGUGAGCGCUCUACGGUUUCUCUAGUGUUCCUGGCCUCGAUGAUGCCUCCUUCUGCUGUUCCAACCUUCAGCUGCGGGGUGCUGUCCAAGCUGCGGCGGAUGGAUACGGGUGCGAGCCAGCUGCAGUUCGGCCAGCUGAUAGACUGUCUGUGUGGCUGGGGCCAGGCGGGCGAGGUCCUGGACCUCAUCAGCCACUGGCUGACCGAAGCCCUGCCCAGGCCAGCGGCCAAGGCGAAGCCGGGGCGGAAGGUGAGGAUCCAGGAGACGGCGGAGGCCAAGCCGGACCUGGGCCUCUCCUUCCUGGAGUACCUGUUCAGCCGCUCCUCCACCCGGGAACACGUCCUGCCUCUGAGCCAGGCCUCCCUCGGGCCCCUCCACAAGAUCCUGGGGGCCUGGAACGCGGUGCUGUUCUCCUCUCUGAGCGGUGGGGAGGUGGACCGGGUCGACCCCCUGGUCCAGACCGCCUUGAAGGCCUUCACCCUGCAGGCCCGGCUCUCAGCGCACCUCCAGCACGCCUCGGCCCCAGAGAGCCGUGACUUCCUGAGCUCCCUGGAGCUCAGCAUGGCCUGGCUGGAGGAGAGGGUGCUGCCCUACCUGACCACCCCCAGCCCAGGCUCCGUCCCCGGGGAGGGAGAGGCGGCUGACGGGGGGGCCAAAGGGACGCUGGAGCUGGCCAAGGACAUUGUGGAGGGUUUCGUGACGGUGUGUCGGGACGUGCUGUUGGUGGGUUUGGGGGACGAGGAGUUCAACGGUCAAAUCCUGCACUUGUGUUCUGUGAUCCUGCUCUCAGAGAGAGGCUACCUGUGCAUCCCGCUGGUGCUCUCCGUCCUGAAGGAGGUGACGGAGGCCAGCGUUCCCCGGGAGGAGCGGGAGGAGCAGACCCCCCAGGAGGAGGACCCCAGCGGCCUGACCCUGGGCCUGGUGUCCAACACCUUCCAGAAGGUGGUGGAGCGGCUGGUCUGGGUGCUGAGGAAGAGGCCGGAGGAGGGGCGGACGCUGUGCGGGGCCGCCGGCCCCCCCAUGGGGGACUUCCUCCAGGUGGUCCAGGCCUGGGGGGCGGCGCCCUCCAGCCCUCUGGAGGGGGUCUUCUCCACGCUGUUCGCCGGCGUCUUUGUGGAGAUCAGGCACCGGCUGCAGAAGGCGUCCACGCAGGAGGAGCUGGCGGUGCCUGAGGCGGUAGAAGACCUCCCUCCUCUCUCCAGCACCCUGCUGUCAGUCAUCCUCAAGAGCCCUGCAGUCACCAGGGCCUUCCUGGCGGAGGUCAGCGCCUCGGUGGACUCGGAGGACAUCGACUGUGUGAUGGGGCUGGCCGCCUCGUUGCACGUCCUCAACGUGGUCACCCACGCCGGUCAGGGGAGGUCCGCUGUGAAGAGUGCCGCCGUGUGCAUCCAGAGACGGCUGCAGAAGAUCCCCGCCGGGCGUGUGGGAGACACACAGAGGUUAAUCUACGAGUCGUCGGUCAAGACAUUAAAUAAUGUUCUCGAUUUCUGAUUCAUUUUGUUGGUUUCCUACUGUGUGAAUGUUUUUAUGCUUUAACCUUGUAAUAAAUGCCUCUAUACUUAAAACAACAGUCUCUAUUGAGUCAAUGCAUGGAUAUUAAUCAGAUUUUCCAUUGGAAAGUCUGUAAAAAUGGGUGUGUGGGGGGGAUGUAUUGUGUCAGAAUUAAUAAAGUUACUGAAACAGCCCUUCCCUCACGUCUCUUUAACAAUUAAAUAUGUAUAUUUUCUACAUGGUAUAUAAACUACAUUGUUUCAAUACAACCAAUAUACAUUUGUAUGCCUGUGCUUGCUAAUUCAGGAGAACUGUAUAUGUGUUGACACUAUGAAUAAAGCGGUCCAUCAUUCAUGA